CGCCCUCACGCCGAUGGUGCAGCCGUUCGAACGAACGACGCAAGACUCUGUUUUGCAACCUCCACCUCUGAUCGAACUCCGUCCCUUCGACGCCUCUGCGUCCCCCGCAUGGAAGGAUGCCGAUGUAGAACCUAGUAUGACGUCCACAACGCGAAGAAGCUUAUGGUACAGAUCGAAAGCGUUCCUUGGGUAUGCUAGCCGUGACGGGGAGCAGUUGGACCGGCGUACGUUUGUCCGCGAGAUGUGGUUCGUCUUCGUAGCGACAACACAGCUCGUGGUGACCAUCGUGUUGACGGCGCUCGGGUUUCUGAACAAGGAGGGGCAUAGCGACCAGAACGAGUUCAGCGCGUGCCCCGAGUUUGGAGUCCUCAACCUCGUUUGGCUCGCGCGGACCGCGUUCGUGGGAUACCUGGUCCUGUGGGCGCACCGGAUGAGAGGCAGGAUCGAGGCGCACAUGGAUGGACGUGCAAAUGGUUCUACGAGCGUCCAGCAUACCAAAGACGACAGCCGCCUCGAAAGUCGCAGCGCUACCCGGAGCCCGUGGGACGUCGUACCCGAACGCACCGCUGUCAUCCGCAUGCGAAUGAUCACAUUGGGCGCGCCAGUGGUGACCUUUGUGUGCUACUGCGUGACGCUGUUUCUGUGGUAUACGAGGCUGGAUGGCUGCCGCGAGGUCGCACCUCAUAUCACCACGCUCACCUCCAUCAUCGCUACGGCCGCCAAUUUUGGCUAUGCGUGGUGGCAUCUGAAGAAUCUGGUCGUGUCCGUGCAGCAGUACCAGGCUGACAAACGCGCGAAGGCGGAUGCUGGAAGAUUUAUAUGACAGAAUCGCCGCAACACAUUGGAGCACAUUGAGGACAUUACGCGUUCGUAAUAGGUGCAUCAAUGACAAUGGGGGCUAUGU
Messenger RNA from Trametes versicolor FP-101664 SS1, 904 nucleotides. RefSeq lists its product as uncharacterized. Lineage: Eukaryota; Fungi; Basidiomycota; Agaricomycetes; Polyporales; Polyporaceae. The transcript is spliced from 5 exons. Bases 14 to 823 code for a protein of 269 amino acids. The record is from RefSeq and is a predicted model, not a curated record.